AUGGAGAAGUCAGCGUACAGAGAAGUUGAUGGCUACCAUCUUAGCUGGGUCUUUGCCGAAACGAAUGUCCGUUCGGCGUUGAACUACGUGCCCCAGCCUGGAGACGUGUUUAUUGUCAGCUACCCGAAAUGCGGAAAUACGUGGCUAGAACACAUCGUCUACAACAUCUUCAACGACCGUGCUCCACCAAGCAGCUGGAUCGACCAUUUCCAGGAGAUGCCUUUUCUGGAGCUGCAAGGCGCGGAAGCCGCGAGAGACAUGCGAAGACCAGGAUGCAUCAAGACCCACAUGCCUUUCCAGUUGCAGCCGUACUCCAGAGACGCCAAGUACAUCUGCAUCUGCCGAAAUCCGUACGACUGUUGCGUGUCGUUCUUCCACCACACCAGGAACAGGCCUGUGUACCGCUUCUCCGACGGAACGUUCGACGAGUUCUUCGAAAUGUUCCUUGCGGGAAAGGUGGACUUUGGAGACUACUUCACCCAUCUGUUGUCCUGGUACGAACAUCGCGAUGACCCGAACGUGCUCUUCUUAACCUACGAAGACCUUAAGGAGGACACUGCAACAUGGGUGAUGAAGAUCGCGGACUUUCUCGGAGACGACUACGGGAAAAAGCUACGAGCUGACAAAAGGGCCUUGGAAAAUGUUCUGAAGAGGACAAGUUUCGAAGUCAUGAAGAAACACGUGAACGAGUUGAACAGAAAUAUGAUUCCUGAUAGGGUUUCGAUGCCGGACGAGAAAAUACCCGAGUGGGUCAAGAGUUCGAGCAGAUCUCUUGGUCAGUGGGAGCCCGACAAGAAUCCGGAAGCUCGAGACAUUGUGCGCAAAGGAGUCAUUGGAGACUGGACGACACAUUUCUCCGCAGAGCAAGUGAAGCGUCUGAAGGAGCACAUUGAGUUGAAGACUCGUGGCAGUGAUGUCAUGAACUUAUGGCAGAAACUUCAGCUGCCCUAAAGAAAAUUGACUGCUUUUAGUUGAUACUGAACAGUAAGCAUAAGGAACUAGAGGCAGCAGCUCAAGAUGAUUGUU
Ixodes scapularis (black-legged tick) is the source of this 1026-nucleotide messenger RNA. Its product is annotated as sulfotransferase ssu-1-like. Bases 1 to 951 code for a protein of 316 amino acids. Gene Ontology annotation, biological process: sulfation. The record is from RefSeq and is a predicted model, not a curated record. The transcript has a single exon. Lineage: Eukaryota; Metazoa; Arthropoda; Arachnida; Ixodida; Ixodidae. Gene Ontology annotation, molecular function: sulfotransferase activity. Gene Ontology annotation, cellular component: cytoplasm.